CCCCACCCAGAGCUGGACCAUGAGCCUUCGUGGCGGCGGCGACGACCCCAGCCACGGCAUCAGGGUCUAUUACAGCAGCGUGAGCGGCUCCCGGGAGGUGAAACAGCACCAGACGGAAGUGCUGCGGAUCCUGGAUGGGAACAGGACGCCGUAUGAGCUGGUGGACGUGUCCAUCAGCGACCUGGUGCUCCAGGAAAUGAGAAAGAAGGCCGGGGACCCGGAGGCCGUGCCGCCACAGAUCUUCAACGGAGAACAGUACUGCGGAGACUUCCAGAAGCUGUUCGAGGCCACAGAAAACAAAGAGGUCCUGAAGUUUCUGAAGGGGCCGUCAGUCAAGCUGCCCGAGCCCAAGAAAUCCAAGAGCCAUUUGGCGAGCGGCCCGUAGGAGCCGGACAGUGGGAGAGCUGCCGGUCAAAUGCGUGGAAUUAGCUUUGUAACGGGUGUCCGGCGGAAAGGCCCUAUUAAAGUUGGA
Molecule: messenger RNA, 472 nt
Organism: Tachyglossus aculeatus (Australian echidna)
Lineage: Eukaryota; Metazoa; Chordata; Mammalia; Monotremata; Tachyglossidae
Product: SH3 domain-binding glutamic acid-rich-like protein 3
Exons: 3
Coding region: 20-385 (121 amino acids)
Cellular component (GO): cytoplasm
Source: RefSeq, a predicted model, not a curated record